Molecule: messenger RNA, 3839 nt
Organism: Panthera uncia (snow leopard)
Lineage: Eukaryota; Metazoa; Chordata; Mammalia; Carnivora; Felidae
Gene: BRME1
Product: break repair meiotic recombinase recruitment factor 1
Exons: 11
Coding region: 406-2571 (721 amino acids)
Biological process (GO): double-strand break repair involved in meiotic recombination
Source: RefSeq, a predicted model, not a curated record
AGGUGGAGCGCGCGCGCAGGUGUGAGGGGCGGUGUCGGCCGCGCGGUUCGCGGCGUCGCGCGGCCACCUGCGGGCUCUGGCCUCUCCUGGCGGCCCGGGUCUGGACAUUCCAUACUUUUAGGUGGCCGGGGUAGGGUUAGUGUGGGUCCGGCCCCCGGGAGUCGGGCCCCCAGCGCCCGGGCGUCGGGCCUCCUCCCCCCCCCCCCCCCCCCCCCCCACAGUCAGCGCCAGACCCCCGGCCUCCGUGAGGGCCAACUUUUGCCCUUCAUUUUCUCAGAAAAUUCUAAUGCAAGUAAUUUAACCGAGUUGUUCCCCGACAGAUCCAGGCAGACCUACCCAGUUCCUGAUAAGGACAGAGUGACCUUGACAACUUCUGUGGCCCAGAUUUCUCAAAGGAGGGAUAAAAUGACCAAGAGGAAAAAGCUUCGGACUUCAGGUGGAGAAGGAAUCCGUCCUCCAAAACUCCCAAAGAACCCAAGGCUAGGAGACUCUGGCAGGCCCCCCCAGAGUUCUGAGUGGGGCUGUUUGUUUCUCCCUGAAGAGUCAGAAGGCAGAUCAGGACCUGUUCCCUCUGCCGAACAGAGGACAGAGGAACCAGUACAGGCAGCCUCCAGCUCCCCUGCUGAGGAAGCACAAGCUCCCGCCAGUCUCCUCAGGGAACCAGAAAAGGAGCCAGCACCCCUUCCUCUUUCCCAGAAUUCAGCCAGGAGGUUUGUCCCCCAGUUUGCAAAGUCCAGGAAGACAGUGACAAGACCAGCAGAGUUGAGGGAAGAGGACCUCAGGAGUGGAACCCCUAAAAUCAGCCAGGAAACACCGCCAGGGCCCAGUAGCCAACAGGCCAGAAGCCAACUGCAAGAGGAGUCACUAGGGCUUGCUUCCUGGGAGCCCAGGGAGCUGGGAGCCCAGACCCAGGUAGACAGCACUCACCCUGAACACAGAGACCAAAACCCCAUGACACCUGUGCCUGGAAGUGGGGAUUCUCCGCCCUCGGCUUCCACCAAUGUCUCUCCAGAACGGGGGACGGUACCCUUGGCCUCAGAGAGGGCCAGCCAGGACCACCUGUCGGAGCAAGGAACCAAUACACCGGAUGGUGAAAGCAGGAAGGGAUGUUGGGUUCUAGGCUAUCAUGGCCAGAAAGGGCUCCUGCUAAGCAGUGAUGCUGAAGAGAAGGAGCCAGACCGAGGAAGCCUCCAGGAAGCAGGUGUCCAAGGGGGAGCAGAGGCUGACCUGCCUGAGGGGCACAGAGAAAAAGGAGACAGUGUCCUGGGUCCCUCCUCCACUCAGGGCCCAGAGCCCGGAUCUGCAGACCAGGCCCUCUCUGACCCCAUGCAGAUACCCAGCAAGACUAGCAGGGAAGAAGAACAGAGCUGUAGCGGCCCAAGUCACUCCUCCCUUGGGACCGUUGUCAUCACAGACAGGAGGACAGACCCCACUGAGCCAGAACAGAGGGCUCCAGAGGUGGCCAAGCCAGAUGAACAGGCCAACACCAGGGCACCUUCCUCUCCCAGUGGGAAGACCCCUGAUGGAGGCCACAGUGGGGCCCUGCUCAGCUGCAUACUUCUCACUGGGGAGACAGGAGGCAGAAGGGAGGCCAAGUGGGAAGACAAGCCCCCUGGCAACAUCCUGGGGGGCCCUGUAGGCUCCCUGGCUCUGGAUCGCAGGAUAAAAGAGCCCAUAGUAGGUGCUGGAGAUUCCAGUCUUCUAGCCUCAGAAAUGGGCCCACCUGUUGAUCAAACAAGGGCGCCUGGCCUGGAUGAAGAGGGACUGGGGGGGAUGUGUGCACUGCCUUUGCUGUUGCAGCCUGAAGGUGAAAAAGCAGCUGAGUUAAGGAGCCAGAGCCCUAAAGAAGACCUUGACUGGUUCAAUCUGUCUCUUGGAGCCUUUGCUCCUCCAGUGCACAGAGAAGCAGUGGGUGGCCCUUCCCAAGAGACCAGGGCCUGCCACGACCACCCAGAUGCCCCUGAAGAUCCCACAGGCUGGUCUGAACCCCCUCCUGGCUCUGCAGACCAGGCUCUCUUGGGGGAGUCUCCAGCCAUGGAACCUCACUUCCUGCCAGACAGCCAGAUACGGGAUGCCCUGGAAGUCCCUGACCUUGCAGCCUCACCUGAGCAGAUACUGCAGGAUGAGCAGGAGACAGUGCUACACCUCAGCCAUCAGAGACAGAGCCAUCUGCCAGCACAGAUCAGCCCUUCAGAAAGCACAGGCCCGGCAGGGGACACCAGGUUGUUUCCUCUGGGGAGCAGGCUGGACUCUUGUUGGCCUGGCACAAGCCCACAUGCUGAUGGAGGCCCCCUCACUGACUUCCAGCUGAGGACCUGUGUAGGGAUCAAAGCUUGCGAAGCUGCCAGGAUGGAGGACGCAACAGACACCGUGCGUGGCCUUGUCGUUGAGCUCUCCAACCUGAAGAAGGCAGGUUGGGCCACUGCCGGGCCCUGUGAAUCAAGGGGUCCCCACAAGAUGCUAAGUGUCAGUCUCCAGGAGUGGGUGGCUGUGUGUCCAUGUGUGUGUACACAUCCAAGCACACACACACACCCGGAUCUGUGGGGCAACAAGCCCACUGAGACAUCAUAGUUGAUCACCCAACUGCGGAGUUGGAGCUGAGGCCUUUCGCAUCUGUAAUAACUGCUGCCACGUAAACUCGAACUACACCGAGCCUGCGGCCUGCCUGGUCCCUGGCCUUCCUGCCUGGCUGGGAGCUCGUUAGAAAUGCAGGUGCUCAGGCCCCACCCAGACCUGCAGAAAUGGAAUCCACAUUUGAUGAUCGCUAUGGGGUGACCCAUGGGGUGAGCCAGGCAGUGUGGGGCCAGUUUAGACCUCAGGGAGGCUUCAGCCAAAGCUCUCAUAAACUUAUGCCCCAGCUGCCCUCCUGAGCUGAUCCACACACAACCUGACGUUUCCCUGGCUGCUGGGUCUCUCCCUCCUUGCUGCCUUGACACCUCGGCCUGGAGGACCAGCCUCCUUCCUGCCUUCUAACACUCUGAAAUCUGUCCCGACAGUCCAGCCUACCACGGUCUAACAUACUGUUAACAUGCAGACCUGGUCUUGCCCCUUCCGUGGCUCCCUAGUACCCAAGUCCAAGAUUUAUAAGGCUUUUGUGCUGUCCCCCCCAAGUCUCUGACACCUCUUCCACCAUACAUGCACACACAUUCUGUCCCAGAUACGUUAACUUCACUGGGUUCCUGAACGAGCUCCGAUGCCUGGGCCACACUUCUCAGCACUCCAUCAAACUGAAUUAGACUUUCAAAAGUCACUUCCCCCAGGAAGCCCUCCUGGACCCCUCCAUCCGGAUCCAGGUGCUUCCUCCGGACUCUCCCAUUCAGCACUCAUCACACUCUCUGAAAUGCCGCUCUCCCAUCUACAUUUUCACAUCACUGACCCUGCCCAGCACUCAGCACAAAACAGACACCCAAGCUGUUUGGCGAAAGAGUGAACAGAGGAGGAGCAUGAAGAAGCCAGGGUUCAGAGACGCUGAGAACUUCUCUCAGGCCACACAGCUCCUAAGUGCCAAGCAGGACUGGAGCCCCUGCUAUACCUAACUGCAGAUCCCACUACUAGUCCCCACAGCCUCCCCGACAGAUCCCCCCCAUGCCUGGAAAAGAAGGCGUUUCCCACAUGGGCCCAAAGAGGGAGAGUCUUGCCCAAGGCCACAAGUUAAUCCCAGCCCCAGUUUACUCACAUUGGGCAACACUUAUAGAAUAUUGCUCUAAAGUUUCUACACAGAUAUCUCCCCCCACCCCUCUAAAGUGGGUGCUUGGGUUAACCCCACUUCAUAGAGGCCCCGAAGGACUCAGCCACAGCCUGGGGCAGGUCCCCUCCACAGCGGGUCUCCCCAGCCACCU